UUGAAAAGCAAGUUAGCGCCUAGCACCACAUAAUUAAAAAAACAUUAUGUUUUACAAAGAUGAUGGAGUUCAGAACAAAGCCAAAAGGGAGUGAGAAAUGGUCCAGGUCAGGUUGAAAACAUGAAUAAAAUGAGUUCAGCUGACAAUUAAUAGUUUAGUGUCGCUCAAACGCCUAUGAGGUGAUAGUAUGUUGGUGUUUGAUGUGUUAACUGUCCUCCAAUCUCCUGAACAUUUUCCAAUGUGGCUUUACAGCUAAGAGGCAUUUGUCCAGAUGUUUCAGGCUAACAUUGAUUUUCAUUAAUUGCUAUCUUAGCAUCAUGAUCAGCAGACUCAUGAAACUUGCUUGAUUUGUGAAGUCCAUCACAAAUAGCAUCAAGUCUGCUAAAGAAACUGGGAUUUCAUUGAACAUUCUAAAGCAACAGGGAUUUAUGAAAGUUUUUUAGGGGUGUAAAGUUAAGCUAAGUUUUUAUCCGAUGCUGUAAAACACAAACACUAGUUUGAUAUAAAGUUCAGUAGAAAAGAGGCUAACUGAAACAAGCUCAGUAUCAUCUGCAUAGUGCCUUAACUUUAAGAUAUCCAGGACAACUGUUGUUAUACUCAAAGCCAAAGCUUUCUUUAAUAAUCUGGUGCCAAAGGUUUAAAGAUUUUCCAAUGAGUGUUUAAAAAGUCUUGUCUUUUGUAUUCAUGCAACCAGCUCUUUGUCACAAGUGUCCGUCGGCCCUAAUGGCCUCCUAAAAACAACAACAAGGACAGAUUGGUUCCAUUCACUGGUUGUUGUCCGAGCAGAGAGACACAGAAGUCCAGCAGCUCAAAAAUCUGCAAGAUCCUCAGCUAAAAGCAUGCAUCUCCAUCCCAUGUCCCUCUCUCUCCUCCUCCUCCUGGUUGCCGGGGCAGCCGUGGUGUGUGUUGGAGUGACGACCACGCUGCAAGGUUUCCGAGGCUGUGCAGUGAGAGAGUUCUCCUUCGUGGCCCAAAAGCCUGGCUGCAAGGGACUGCGUAUCACUACUGAAGCCUGCUGGGGGCGCUGUCACACCUGGGAGAAGCCUGUCCUGGAUCCCCCCUACAUCCACCGUCACCACCGAGUGUGUACAUACAGUCGUACACGCCACAUGACCGCCCGCCUGCCAGGCUGCCAGCCCGACGUGUCCCCUCUCUACCACUACCCCAUGGCCCUGCACUGCCACUGUUCUGUCUGCUCCACACAGGACACCGAGUGUGAGACCUUCUAAAGAUCAGGGCACUCAGCUAACAGUGUUAUUAACAGUUUUACUGAAUGAAGCUGAAUAAAAAUAUCAAACCAAGA
Messenger RNA from Notolabrus celidotus (New Zealand spotty), 1303 nucleotides. RefSeq names its product glycoprotein hormone beta-5-like. Gene Ontology annotation, molecular function: hormone activity. Lineage: Eukaryota; Metazoa; Chordata; Actinopteri; Labriformes; Labridae. Gene Ontology annotation, biological process: G protein-coupled receptor signaling pathway; regulation of thyroid hormone receptor signaling pathway. Gene Ontology annotation, cellular component: cytoplasm; extracellular region. The record is from RefSeq and is a predicted model, not a curated record. Bases 840 to 1229 code for a protein of 129 amino acids. The transcript has 4 exons.